Messenger RNA from Pseudozyma hubeiensis SY62, 1317 nucleotides. RefSeq lists its product as hypothetical. The transcript has a single exon. Lineage: Eukaryota; Fungi; Basidiomycota; Ustilaginomycetes; Ustilaginales; Ustilaginaceae. Gene Ontology annotation, biological process: biotin biosynthetic process. Gene Ontology annotation, molecular function: 2 iron, 2 sulfur cluster binding; biotin synthase activity. Gene Ontology annotation, cellular component: mitochondrion. Bases 1 to 1317 code for a protein of 438 amino acids. The record is from RefSeq and is a predicted model, not a curated record.
AUGUCGCUCCUCCGACAGACCACCGCCGGCCAUCUCGGCCGUCCCUUGGCAGGCUUGAUCGGCGCUUCGGCUCGACAGUGCGCUCAACCUGUUGCUUCAGCAUGGUCAGCCCCAGCGUCGCGUCGCGGUCGUGCUACUGCCGUUGAUCCCAACGAUAUUGCUGCUAACGGUGGUGUCGUCGCCGCCGCCGCCUCCUCCUCUACCAUCCCUUCGGCUUCCACUGUUGCUCCUCUCCCAGCAACCGAAGGGGCCAUUCGACACAACUGGUCUCGCAAGGAAGUUCAACAGAUCUACGACUCGCCUCUCCUCGAGCUCGUCUUCCGCUCCGCCAAUGUCCACCGUCAGCAUCACCCCGUCAACCGUGUUCAGCUCUGCACGCUCAUGAACAUCAAGGAAGGCGGAUGCUCCGAAGACUGCGGUUACUGCUCUCAGUCGUCCAAAUACGAGACUCCUUCCAACGCAUCCAAGCUCGAGGACCUCGAGACCGUUCUCACCGAGGCGCGCAAGGCCAAGGCCAACGGAAGCACCCGCUUCUGCAUGGGUGCAGCGUGGCGUGAGGUCGGCGGUCGCAAGCGUGGUUUUAACCGCAUCCUCGACAUGGUUCGCGAAAUCCGUGGCAUGGGUAUGGAGGUCUGCACCACUCUCGGAAUGUUGACUACAGAACAGGCCAAGCAGUUGAAGGAAGCUGGCUUGACUGCCUACAAUCACAACCUGGACACUUCGCGAGAGUACUACGGCAAAGUCGUCACUACGCGCAGCUACGACGAUCGUAUCGGCACCAUCGCUAAUGUCCGCGAGGCGGGCAUCUCGGUUUGUUCGGGUGGUAUUUUGGGUCUCGGUGAGGAACACGAGGAUCGUGUCGGACUGAUCUGGGAGAUGAGCACUCUUCCUGAGCAUCCCGAGAGCUUCCCUGUGAACGCUCUCGUUGCCAUCCCCGGUACGCCCAUGGAGCAGAACAAGCCCAUCACCUUUCAAGAGAUGCUCCGAACCGUCGCUACCGCUCGUAUUGUCCUACCCGGUUCCAUCAUCCGUCUUGCCGCUGGUCGUCACCUUUUCACCGAAUCCGAACAGGCGAUGGCUUUCCUCGCCGGUGCCAACGCCAUCUUCACGGGAGAACGCAUGUUGACCACCCCCACUUCUUCGUGGGAUGAGGACAAGGCUAUGCUCGGAAGGUGGGGUCUCCGAGGCAUGGAGAGCUUCGAGGACAAGACGAUGGUGAAACACCAGACUGUUACGUUGGACUCGUCUGUCGAUGCAGGUGCAGUGGAGGAGCGACGUGCAAAGGCAAAGGCUAGCGAGGCGUUCCAGUCGGCUUAG